This is a messenger RNA of Thamnophis sirtalis, 1445 nucleotides long. The record is from RefSeq and is a predicted model, not a curated record. NCBI's taxonomy places the organism in Eukaryota, Metazoa, Chordata, Lepidosauria, Squamata, Natricidae.
AGAAAUGCCUAUAUGAUUGCAGCCGGGGUCAUUGGUGGGAUUUACAUUCUUUGUGCUACCAUUCUGUCUCUAGGCGUGCGGGAAAGGCAAGAGUCUUCUGAACUUCAGUUGGCUGAGCCGGUUUCCUUCUUCGAGGGUUUGAAGCUGGUUAUGAAACAUGGACCCUACAUCAAGCUGAUUGCUGCUUUCCUGUUCACCUCCCUCGCUUUCAUGCUGUUGGAAGGAAACUUUGCCUUGUUCUGCACUUAUACCUUGGGGUUCCGAAACGAGUUCCAGAACAUUCUGCUCGCCAUCAUGCUCUCAGCCACCCUGACCAUCCCUUUCUGGCAGUGGUUCCUUAUACGUUUUGGGAAGAAAACGGCUGUUUACAUUGGCAUCUCGUCUGCCACUCCUUUUCUCAUCUCGGUGGCGAUUUUUGAAAGUAACCUCAUUAUGACCUACGUGGUGGCUGUUGCAGCUGGAAUGAGCGUCGCCGCUGCUUUCCUCUUGCCAUGGUCUAUGUUGCCAGAUGUUGUGGACGACUUCAACCUCCAGCAUCCGGAUUGCAGAGGCCAUGAAGCUAUUUUCUUCUCUUUCUAUGUCUUCUUCACCAAGUUCGCUUCUGGAGUGUCACUGGGGAUCUCCACGCUCAGUUUAGACUUUGCAGGAUACAAGACUCGAGGCUGCUCCCAACCGGAGGAGGUGAACCUGACUUUGAAAAUGCUCGUCUCUGCUGCCCCGGUGGCUUUGAUUGUCUUUGGCCUGCUCCUUUUUAAGCUCUACCCCAUUGAUGAGGACAGGCGGAAAAAAAACAAGAAAGCGCUGCAAGAUUUAAGAGAGGAAGAGAGCAGCAGUAGCACCGAGACAGAUUCUACAGAAUUAGCCAGUAUUGUUUGACCUUACCUUGUCUUGGUUUACCCCCUGGGAAUCCUCUAAACAUGGGGCCACCAUGACAUCUACUGUGAAAACUUCCUUCCAUGGGAGAGCUCUUGUGAAGCCUUAAAGACUGCUCUGGAAAUCAAAUAUUGAUCGACGUUGUGCCUUAAGUGGGAUCCAUGGAUCAUCGAUUGUCAAACAUACUUUACCUUUUGGUACUCCAGUAAGAUACCUCUAAGGAGAACAAGCAUCAUCUCAGUGUGACUUUUGCCAGAAUCAGUUUGAAACACUCUGUUGCGUUGUGAUAUCUUUUAAACAUAUGCUAUUUAUCACUAAUCCACCCACUGAAUGGUGCAAAUCUCUAAAGUACUGUUAAGUAUAUUUUGGUAUGUUUUUUUCCUAUUCAAUAUUGUGUUAUAUAUUAUAUUAUCAUGGAUCCAGAUGGUGCUUUUUUGGUGUAUAUUACACCUGUGGCCUGACCUUGUCAAAAUAUGACCUUGUACUGUUUUUUUCUGUAAAUAAGAUGCAACUAAUGAACGAUUCUGUGAUGUUCCUGUUUAUAUAUAAGUAUAAAUAUAUAUAUGUAUGUA